Molecule: messenger RNA, 3726 nt
Organism: Corythoichthys intestinalis (scribbled pipefish)
Lineage: Eukaryota; Metazoa; Chordata; Actinopteri; Syngnathiformes; Syngnathidae
Gene: cgrrf1
Product: cell growth regulator with ring finger domain 1
Exons: 6
Coding region: 1406-2419 (337 amino acids)
Biological process (GO): negative regulation of cell growth
Source: RefSeq, a predicted model, not a curated record
CUUUCGUCCGGGUCUUUCAUCUCCUCGGACACUGAGGGCUGAACAUUGCAUUCAUCCACUGUCUGGUCCUCUUCGGACGUGACUGCAUCUUUGCCUUCGGUCUCGAUGGCUUCACAGAUGCGUUUGACCUUGUCGGGGUUCACCUCACAGAACCUUCCGUAGGCGGUCUCGAUUUUUAAAGAGUCGUGUCCAACGAAAGGUUUCCACGUCCGUUUGUCUUCCUUGUAAAACCACCUGACCUCCUCCGGGCCCAACUCGGUGACGAUCUCACCCCUGUGCCUGGAGCUGUUGGAACGUAUGCGUUUCUUGGUUGUCACGUUACCGUCACUUUCAGUGUAGUUUGGGUCGAUUUCCAGGUAAGACGGGCUCGAAUAUUCUUCCUCGGAUAGGGACAGCAUGAUACCGUCCUGUGAUAAAAGGGGAAGGUGUCUGUCCAAACAGGGUUCUACUGGGUCACUCUCGCCGGCGCGGCUUUCCACUCCCAUCGGAUUCUCGUCGUAGCCCGACACGAAGACAUCAUUUGCCAUGUCCCAUUCACUGCUGCUCACAGAGUUAUUAUCCGAGCUCUGCUGACGGAUAGUCGCUUUGUCCUUCAUAUUGCUCAUUGUUCUAGUUCAACCCGUUCAACGUAAAUACAACACAAAGCGUGCCACUAUAAUCCCAUUCCCUGCAUUUUGGUUCGUAACAUCUGUACGACUGUCUGUCAAAUCGACGACAAUAUUUGCUCACGUUACAGUCAUUGUUUUCGAAAACACCCAUUCAAACCUUUUCAAUGAAAAAAUAAUAAAUGUAUCCUGCAGCGUCCUUAGUCAUCCCUUUGUAGUUUUUUUUUUUUAUCGUCGUAUAUCACCGUUAGUUCACAUCAACGAUGCUAGUUUUGGAAGGCAAUCUCAGCAGUGUGGUUGCCAUGAAUCCGCACUAAAAAUAUCCGGUUGAUCCCGUCAAAAUAAAAUCUGCCUGAAAAGAAAUUCUAGUUUCGUACGUUAUGUUUUUCAAAAACAAAUCCGCAGGAAUAAAUACAAGUGAGAAGACCGCAGUGAAUAAACUGAGCUAUGUGAUUGGUUUAAUUUUGUCGGUAUUUGACAGCGAAAGUGCUUUGAACCACUGUAGUUUUUUAUUUUGAAAUCAAAUUCGGAAAAGAACAACUGUUAAAUGUAUGGCUGAAAAUUAUAUUUUUGACGUUUACGUUUUUAUACAAAAACAAAACAAAUGGUUACAAAUAUCAUUGAUAUUUUAAAGGUUUUGAAAUUAUAUAUGAUAAAAAAAAUUUUUUAAUUAAUAUUUGUUUUGUACCUCGAGAGCCACCGUAUGAGCCACAGAAUGAGCCUGUCAUGAGCAUAUCAUGGUGGCGGUUAGAUGUCAUUUUCGAGUAUGUUGACGUGAAUUAGCGUAUAAAUGAUAGGAAAUGGCAGGAAGUUUUCUUGUCGUAAUGUAUGAGUACUCGCCAGUCUUCUACAUUUGCGUGGUUUCUUUGUGUUUUCUUGUUACAGCCGCCAGGGUCCUUGGCUGGGUUGGGUUUGAUUUUCCGGUGAUCUUGCGUAGCUCCGAUGACACAGAGUCUAUCCUACCAACUCCCGAAAAGCAAAUGGUCCAGGUGACAAAUCCUUUUUCCCUGGAGAUGGGUUCGGGAAUGGCAUCUGUUGCAGAUGGCGUGGGGUUGACGCCAUCUUGCUUGGAACCCUGUGUCUUGAGCUGUUUUUGGGGUUGUGAGGUCAGUGUCCUGCAGCAAGCAUUGCAGGCCCACCAGUCUGGUCCCAGGUUCAGCACCCCCUGUCAUUUCCAGGAGGCACUGCACCCUAGUUAUCAGCACUUGGAGACCUUCUUUAUUGGCAGUGAAGACAGAGAAGAAAUCUUCACUCAUAUUCCGGCCGAUCACGGAAUCACCAAUUUUGGCCCGUUGCCGAGGCGGCGCUAUCCUCUCGUGGCAGUGUUAACCUUAGCGGAAAGAGACGCCAGAAACACAUAUAACAUAAUAGCCAAAGUCACUGUAAUUCAUGUACCAGAUGAUCAAUACAACCUUUCCGCAAGGAUCCUCUUCCAGUACCUUCUCACCUCACAAGGGAACUUGUACGAGUUAAAGGCGCUCUUCAUGUCGGCAAACAGCAGCGGUGAAUCUGUUCAUCCUGACGCCGACCCGAUGAUCCGUCCCAGCGUGCCGGAGCGUGAAGAGGAAACCAAGGAAGAGGUGACAUCAGUGGUAGAAGAUGAUGACGAGGAAGACGAUGAAGACUGGUCAGAGGGGCGGGGCAGAGACUGUGUGGUGUGUCAGAAUGCAGCAAUCAACAGGGUGUUGCUUCCCUGCAGACAUGCUUGUGUGUGUAAUAGCUGUGCCUCUCACUUCCAACAGUGCCCCAUAUGUAGGGCUUUCAUCCAAGAGUCCUUUGCUCUGACUCUUGCUCCAGCUGCAGCGCAACAAUGAACAAUCUCCAAACUCUGGCAAAAAUAAUGGAAUCACCAGUCUCAGUGGAUGUACACUCAGUUGUUUUAUUGUGUAGGGGAGACUGGGGCAAAUUGAGACAUUUUUUUACAUUUGCUCUCCUUUAAACAAGAUAAAAACACCAACCAGUAAGGUUGACAUAUUUCCCAUGAAUUUUGGAUGUUUCCUAGCAAUGGAAAUGAUUAGAAUUGACUCAGAAUGAAGUAUUCUAUGUAUGAAGUAUAGUAUUUAAAAUAUAACUAGUUUGAAAAAAGUGGUAUUGUGUCUUACUUUACCCCAUGUAAAGUGCAAACUGAGACACACUAGAAAAAUUGAAGGGGUAUAGUUAACCAAUGAGGGGUAAACUGAUUCAGUUACUUUUUCAAUCUUAAUAGCAAAAAUCAGAAUAGCAAAUUGAAGGAAUCUGACCUUUUAGCCAGAUUGCCGGAAUCACGCCAGCCGACCCGCCGGACCCGCACUGGCGCAGCUCCAACCAACCGGGGCGGCGAAACCCCGACAACCAGGCCAAAAGGCCAAACUCCGCGCGUUAUCCUUAGUCUUAGCCCCGUGUACUGACUCCAUUUUAAAAGCUGGAAAAAGGCUUCAAAACACAAGUUGACAAUUUAUUAAGGUCGACAGCGAUCAAACUGCAAGGAAAAACACCAACAGACCCAGGCGAGGAGGCAGACUCGUUCCAGGGUCACCAUAUCACAAGUCAACAAAAGGUUCCCGAGAAAAAUGACAACGAUUAGUUAAACAUUCAGUCUUUUUGAAGGCUCUCGCGGGGCGGGCCGUGGGCAGAACGAGGGGUGUGUUUGGGUCUUCUUCUGUUGCAGAUUUGGGCAGUCCAGUUUGUGUGUCACCAUUGCUGGGUCAUGGUUAAUGAGCCAACUGAGGUGGGAGGUUCAGUGCGCCUCUCAAAGAGGCGCUGAGCUAUCAAAAUUGGGAGUUCUUUUUGUUAUCGGGUGUUGUGGUAGUACAGGACGUCCCGCCAUUUGUUCUGGAUUGUCUUGAAGAGCUGAUUGCGGGAUUUGGUAUUGCAGACGUGGGCUUGUAGAUGUCUUGCCUAUCACCUGGUUGUCAGCGUCAAUCUUGCUCAGUCAGCUGCAUGAUGCACACGUUAGUCUUCCGUGGUCAGAAGGCGUCCUUAUCUGUAUGUUGUCUUGGCGCUGCAAGUUCUAAUCAUUCCAAGUGCAACUGUUCAUUAUAUCAAAUAUAUUUUGCUUGUUUUUUCUUAAACCAUGAUAUAAAUGCUAUUUAUUUUAUAUUGGGUGUGUUCAAGGAAUACAAAGAGUAAAUAGGUGAAAAGA